GUUCCCCUUGCAUUCCUACCAUCUUCACGACAUCAUGCCCACCUACUUUGAGACAGUCAGCAAGUCGUACGCCGAUGUACCCAUCACCGACGAGGGCAUCGACACAGAUGGCUUUCUCCAGGCAACCGAGGGUGUCGUCAAGCUCUUUGACCUCCUCGGUAAUGCUGCCUUCGCCAUCGUACAGAAUGACAUGAACGGCAACGUCAAGAAAAUCCGCGAUCGUCUCCUCGCUUCACCCGCCCAAUCAACAACGCUCGAAGCGUUGGUACGCAAUGAGGGCAAGCCAGGAGACAAGAAGCGCCCAGCGACAGAAGGCCUCAUGUGGUUGCUGCGCGGUCUCGACUUCACUGCCCAAGCAUUGCGACGUUCCCUGACCAACCAGUCCGAGGAGCUCAGCGAGUCCUUCACCAAGGCGUACGAGGGAAGUCUCAAGCAGCAUCACAACUUCAUCGUCAAGGGAGCAUUCGGUCUGGCAAUGAAGGCGUGCCCGUACCGAAAGGACUUCUACGCUAAGCUGGGAGAGCCACAGGAGAUGGUUCAUGUGGAGCUUGAGAAGUGGUUGGCUGCCUUGGAGAAGAUCGUCAAGAGGAUGCAGGCCUAUUAUGCCGAGCACAAUCUGGCAAAGGGCUUCUAAGCCAUCGACGACUGGUUCGUCGUGCUACCUCCGUUACCCUUGAUCCCCUCUCGAUAUGGAGACUCAAUCCACAUGCGCGGACUUGCUUCAAUCUGAGUGUCAGCGUGCCAUUGCAGAACACUCACACCCGCUGCGAGGAGCCAAUCGAAAAGGGGUAUCGUUAUUCGCAAGAACAAGAAAGCCACGCAGCGAGAGAGAUGUCGUCGCCGCGGGCAAUGGCUGAAGAAGCAGCGGGAAUAGAUGACCGUGGACUUUGAACGAGAAGAGCGCUGCAUGAGAGUGGCGAUGCCUCGAGCCUGCGAGGACCAAGACCAGCGUGCCUGCUUAGGCGUGGUGUCGCACGACGGGCGCAUGGAUGCCCCUCGCAUGUCUCGAAGCCCCCGCAGCAUGACCGACCCUCAGUCUGAGGUUGUUGAUAGCCUCCUCAUCCAACUGGACUCCGCUCCCUGCCUCUCCAUCGCGCUCCAUGACCGUUUCCACCAGUCGG
Messenger RNA from Jaminaea rosea, 1121 nucleotides. RefSeq names its product putative het-c2 protein. Gene Ontology annotation, molecular function: ceramide 1-phosphate binding; ceramide 1-phosphate transfer activity. Bases 35 to 634 code for a protein of 199 amino acids. Gene Ontology annotation, biological process: ceramide transport; intermembrane lipid transfer. NCBI's taxonomy places the organism in Eukaryota, Fungi, Basidiomycota, Exobasidiomycetes, Microstromatales. The record is from RefSeq and is a predicted model, not a curated record. The transcript is spliced from 4 exons. Gene Ontology annotation, cellular component: cytoplasm; membrane; cytosol.